Thyridium curvatum is the source of this 888-nucleotide messenger RNA. RefSeq lists its product as uncharacterized. The transcript has 5 exons. The coding region runs from base 1 to 888 and encodes 295 amino acids. The record is from RefSeq and is a predicted model, not a curated record. Lineage: Eukaryota; Fungi; Ascomycota; Sordariomycetes; Thyridiales; Thyridiaceae.
AUGCAGCAGCAACCUCAGUUGCAACCUCAAGUCCAGUCGCCGUUUGCUAACGCUCCCCCUUCGUGGUAUAGCCCUGGCCAUCCCUAUCAGCAACACAUGGGACGCCGUAAUGAUGGCAUGCCCGACUUUCGAUACGGUGCUCCUCCCCAGCAGCAUGCUCAGCAGCACCAGCCCUCUCCAGUGCAGCCGCCCAUGAACGUCAACCAGCAGCACGCUCAGCAGCACGCUCAACAUCAGCCACAACAUGCCCCCCAACCUCCCACCCCACAGCAGCAGCAGCAGCAGCCCCCGCAAGCUCAGCCGCAACCCCCUGCCCCAGCGCAGCCCGCGCCGAGCCGCCAGCGGAAGCGCCCUGCCCCCGCGCCAUCUCCGGUUGCGCCUCCCGUGCAGCCCCCUCCCCAAGCGCAGCCGCAGACUCAGGUCCAGCCUCCCGCCCCGGGCACUCCUGCCGCUCCGACCAGCGUGCCUGUCCCGACCCCCGUUCCGACCCCUCAGACUGCUCCUGCCGCGCAAGCGCCCGCUGCCGACGAUGCCAAUGCUACGCCGUCGCAGCCGCCCGCCAAGAAGAGCCGCACCAACACACCUUGGACGCCUGCUGAAGAGCAGCGGCUCAAGCAGAUGAGGGAUGCGGGAAAUAGCUGGGCUGAGAUUGCCAAGACUUUCCCCUCUCGUACAGAAGGUAGCGUCAAGAAGCACUGGUAUAAGGAUAUGCAUUAUGCAGAGUUCGCCGAGGACGAGAGCCAAGCUUUGCUCAAUGCCAUCAAGGAGUACGAGAACAAUAAGUGGAAAGUUAUUGGCCAGAAAGUCGGCAAGCCGGCCAAGGCUUGCGAACAAUAUGCCAAGGAACACUUUGCCGAGCAUUUCCAAUCGAGCUCUGGAAAACGCUAA